Messenger RNA from Colletotrichum godetiae, 1627 nucleotides. RefSeq names its product eukaryotic integral membrane protein. NCBI's taxonomy places the organism in Eukaryota, Fungi, Ascomycota, Sordariomycetes, Glomerellales, Glomerellaceae. Bases 100 to 1200 code for a protein of 366 amino acids. The record is from RefSeq and is a predicted model, not a curated record. The transcript has 2 exons. Gene Ontology annotation, cellular component: membrane; Golgi apparatus. Gene Ontology annotation, biological process: retrograde vesicle-mediated transport, Golgi to endoplasmic reticulum.
ACCAGAUAUCUAAAGGGCAAAAAAGCGAGCUUGCCCAACUCACGAUCCCAACCUAGAUGAGCUGUUGACGACGUCCUCCCCGAACGGAAGCUGUCCAAAAUGCCGCCCCGAAUCAACAUACCGCCGGUCACCCGGGUUCUGCUCGCCGUGCUUGUCGUGCAGUCGUUCCUGAGCGCCGCGAUCCGCUAUCGUCAAUGGAGCGCGACAUCCGAGAUCGUGAUACCGUACCUGACGCUCAUCCCUCAGCUCUCCCUUAUUUAUCCGUGGACCUUCUUGACCUCAACACUGGUCGAGAAUAACAUCUUUACGCUCGGAAUCGCCGGGGUCACUAUUUAUCAAGGCGGUAGAUACCUCGAGAGAGCUUGGUCUUCGGCGGAGCUGGCCAAGUUCGUCGCCGUCACGGCGCUGAUCCCCAACGUCCUGACUUUUGCGCUCAUGAUCAUCUUCUUUACCCUGACAAGAAACGAGCGCUGGACACUGACCGUCAUUGGCGGCACGAUCCCGAUGCAGAUUUCUUUCCUCGUCGCAUUCAGUCAGCUCGUCCCGGCGCACACUGUUACUCUGUUCCGCGGCAUCCUCUCCCUUCGAGUUCCGCGAUUCCCUCUGUUAUAUCUCGGCAUCGUCUUUGUCCUCUCUCUGACACCGCUUCUGACGGCGGCCUCUUUCUCCCUUGCUGUGAGCGGCCUGCUCACGAGCUGGACAUACCUCCGCUUUUACAAGACCGUCUUCCCCGACCUCGACUCUUCCCAGCCGAAUUCUCUCCGUGGAGACGCUAGCGAGACGUUUGCAUUUGCCGAGUUCUUCCCGGCGCCGGUGAAGCCCUUCGUCGCCACGCUUUCAACCCAGAUCUUUGAGGUGUUGGUAGCGAUGCGGAUAUGUAGUCCCUUCUCCGCGGACAACGUCCCAUCCGGACGAGGCAACAACUUCAUACAGAGGGGCGCACCCGGCGGCGCGAGAGCCGAGGCGGAGCGGAGAAGAGCGCUGGCACUGAAGACGUUGGACCAGAGGCUCCACGCCGCCACCGCGGGCACAGCGGCACGAUCUUCGUCGCAACCUCCGGCGCAACAGCCCACGGGUCCCACGGUACAGACGCAACCGCAGCCCAACACGCAGACGGCUAUGACUACGCAGCCGACUGCGAUGCUGGGGGAGACCAACUACCACCCCGAGCAGGACUCGAGCGAUAAAUCUGCAUCGUGAGAGAAGUAGAGAGAAAGGGGAGAGAGAUACAUCACACUUCGCUUCGACUAGAAAAUCGGUUUACUUUCCUUUCUUUCUGGCCGGGUCACGAGCCGAUUUUGGGCGAUUGGACUAAGACGGCAACGGCGCCGGUUUAUGGCUGCGGUCAACAGUGUACUCUUAUGUGUCGAUCCGUGUUGGUCCUUGGGGGAACAUUUUUUUUCUCUUUCUAAUUCGGGUUUUUUCUUUUGUUUGGCAUCGGCGUCUAAAGACGGAUACCUUCAGUGCGCGCGUGCGUGUGUAAAGCGGUAUGAGCGGCGAUCCAGGAUUAUGACAGCGACGGUCUGGCCCUAGGUAGUAUGUAGACUUUUAACCUACACCCAAUGGGCGUAAAUUCGAAAUGAUGUAUGUGUAGACUGCUGCAGAGUCUUCUUUCCCUUCUAUCAUC